Echinostoma caproni is the source of this 1866-nucleotide messenger RNA. The record is from the annotation of a GenBank genome assembly. Lineage: Eukaryota; Metazoa; Platyhelminthes; Trematoda; Plagiorchiida; Echinostomatidae.
AUGGAGCUGUUCAUGAGCAGCUAUGCACAUGCUAUUCAAACGCUCCCCGGGGAGCUGCAGACCAAUAUCACGGCUUAUCUACAGUCCGAUUUACAGCAUCAACAUUUACUUGGCCUGUGCAAACGUUACGUAGACGAACUGAGGCAGUCAACAAAUUCUGACGGUCAUAAACGACUGUUACAACAAUUGGUCAUUUCUUUGUUGGCUAUUCAGGAUAUUUGUGAUCGUCGAAUCACAAAUUUGGAUGAGAUGGAUCGUCUGGUUGAUGGCCACAUGCAGAAGCUAAUCACCGCCCGUGCCAAUUUGGCAACAGAGCCGUCACAGUCUUGCGCGUCUGGUACGGAGAACACCGUAGAAAGUGAAUUGGACGUAGACGAUCAAACUGAAUCUGAGUCAAGGAACGGAGCCACUCAAUCACUUCACUUGCGUGACCAGACACACGGAGAUGAGACCGCAGUAAAGAAUUCUGGUUACGAUGAACAAGUGAUUGACGGGCGGCCUGUUACCCAGUCAAAUUUCAAACGAAAAGUUCGGUUACCGUUGCGCAACAACCCUCAGCUAACUCGUUCCAUGGGUUCUCGUCGAGUGCUGAGUCGAUGGGAUAGCGGGGCCUCUCGUCGACGUGCUGCCCCAUCCAAUCUUACCGGGUCGAAGAAGACAGCCAUUCAAGCCCUUCGUCAGCGUUGCAUUAACGAUCAACGUUCGCGCGAUCGUGCGACCACAGAACAGCGACAUAAACUCGGUGGAACUUAUUCGCGCUAUACAAGUGCUCAGCAAUCGCAUCACACCCAACAACAGCAGUCAUCACAACAGCGUCAACACCAGCAGCAANAGCAACGCAUUAAAAACUCGCGUGUUUUACAACGUUCUCUACAUAAUUCCAAGAACCGCUCGGCUCAUCUAUUUGAUUCGGCUAGGCGUCGUUCGACAAGCGCAUCGAAAGAAAAUAAAAUUCAAUCAAGUUACUUGACGUCUGGUCGUCGUUUGGGCACAAAAUUAACUCGAACUCCCGGAAUGCGUCUGUCUGGUCGUAACAGCAGUCAUCACAACAGCGUCAACACCAGCAGCAACGCAUUAAAAACUCGCGUGUUUUACAACGUUCUCUACAUAAUUCCAAGAACCGCUCGGCUCAUCUAUUUGAUUCGGCUAGGCGUCGUUCGACAAGCGCAUCGAAAGAAAAUAAAAUUCAAUCAAAAUGGUGAGGGUUUGGAAGGUUCCGAGGAACUGGACGAUAGUGAUUAUGCGGAUGAUGAUGACGAUGAUACAGCAGAGGGUGCUUCGCUUAGUAUGCGUGAAAUUAAACCAUAUUGUGGCAAAGACCCGAAAUCUCGCUUGUCCUCUCCUCCGUCUACGGCUACAGGUGUAUCAUCUUCAAUUAACCGUAACCCCCGAAUGGAUGUGAGUCGGCGCCGUGUUUCACGAGUUCGCAAAUUGACUGAGCCCGAGAACAGCUAUGCCCGAGCGUCAUCCGAACGAAGUUUUGUCGGGACGGCGCAAGCUUCCCCUAGUUCGUCUCUUGAUAUGUCCUCUGUGCAGCCGCGGGGAAAUCUAGCUAAUACACUCUACCCACUCAACAACCCACUGACCAAGCGACGCGAAAAAACCACCUACGGAAGUGCGACUCGCCAUCAUCGAAUCGAAUCCAAACAGGUCACAAGAUCUGGUUCGGACGAGACCGGAAAGCCUGCCACGGNAUUCCAGCGAUGGAAGUUUUCAUUUGGCGAUAUGAUUGCUUGUGAUAACAAACUAUGCGAAGUUGAAUGGUUCCACUUCGCCUGUGUAGAUAUCCGAAUCCAACCGAAAGGUAAAUGGUACUGUCCGUUCUGUCGCGGCGAAUCAUCCAAAGUGAAACGACCAGAUGUGUAA